AUGAAAAUAAGAAAGAACCGCGGUAACACGAAUGUUUAAAAAUGGUGGAUUUGCUUUUGUUUUGAAAUAAAAAAUGUGAAAAAUCCUAAUAACUGUAUGAAACAAGAUUGAAGUUUCAACUUUACAAGAAGAGAGGUUGUAAGCAAUGGAGGAGUUCAGAUACACUUACGCUAGGCUCUGUAAAGACAACCAUGUUGAACCUCAAGAAUGUGUCCUCAGCUACCUCAAGAGUUUUGAAUCUACGCUAAAACGGGGCAAAACUGUGUUAAAUCUCUCCACCAAUAGUCUUUCCCCCAAGACUUGCCAUGUUCUGGGCAAGGUUAUUGCAACUGACCGAACCUUUGUUGAAAUCAAAUUUGCUGACUGCAUGUUAAGUGAGGAUGCAGUGAAAGGUCUUUGCCACGGCCUUGCCACAAAUUCUUAUUGUAAAUUUCUUGAUUUGAAGGGCAAUAACAUUCGAGGAAGUGGAGUGGAAGCUGUGGGGAAAAUGCUCAGACAUAAUCACACUAUAGCAAGUUUAUGCUUGGAGUGGAAUGCCUUCGGAAUGUUAGAUAACUCUUUUGCCAUGUUUUGUGAUGGUGUGGGAUCUAAUGAUGCGUUACAAGCUCUGGAUCUCAGAAAUAACCAGAUCAGCCAUGAUGGGGCUGUUGAACUAGCCGCAGCAUUAAAGAGAAACCACACACUAAGAGCUUUGGAUUUGCGCUGGAACAGUGUCGGAUUGUUAGGGGGACGAGCUAUUCUGGAAAUGUUGAAAACAAACAAAACGAUUUGUAGAUUGGAAUUGGCUGGAAAUAACAUUCCAGGAGACAUCUUAAAGUCCAUUGACUUGGCUCUUAGUCAGAAUGAGGACAGGGCACUAUUGAAUGAUGACCAUAAAUCCAAACUAACAGUCAUGGCAAAACACAUGAAACAGAUUGAGCACGAUAAGAAGUUGGAGAUAAGUGAAUUAAUGGACACCAUAGAUAAGCAAGAGGACCUUAUGAGGAGAUCUAAAAGAUCAACAACCACAAAAGUUGACCAACUACAAAAUGCACUGGAAGAAAGGAAGGCUACAUUCAACUCUUUGGCUGCAAAGUUGGCUAUGACAGAGUCAGAACUUGCCCUCACAGAGCAGAAGGUCAAUGAUGGAAAUAUGCUGAUUGCCAAGCUUAAGCAGGAGCUGACCAUCAAAGUAUCUGAGCACCAGGAAGAAAUUCGGCGGGACCAUCAGGAAAGAGCUAAACUAGAAGCCAAGCUGUACAAGGAGCUGUCGGAGGCACACGACAAGAACAUACAGCUGGAGACCAAGGUCGAGGAUCUGGACAGGAAAUGUCGCAUGCAACAGGAGCAGAUAUUCGAACUCAAGGAACAAAUCACUCACCUGCAAGCUGAAAUGAAGCUCAAAGGGUCACACUUUGAUGACCGAAUACAGCAAGAGAAAAGUCGACAUAGAGAUGAGAUGAAAGAAGCAGAGCAACUCAGACAUAAAGAGGUGGCUCGAGUACGACAGGAGAGUGAGGAGACAGAGACUACUUUAAGGGAGAGAAACCAGCGUCUCGAGAUGUCUCGCUUGGAACUAGAGGAAGAAAUCAGUCGCCUGAAAAACAGCAAUAUGGUGGAGAAGAUUCAUCAUGAGGAACAACUGUCACUGGCCAAACAGAAGAUUCAGGCAGAUGAGGAGAACCGGUACAGGCAGAUGGAGGAGAAGUUACGGGUCAGCAUGACACUGAAGGAUGAGGUACAGAGUCGAUGUAACCAGCAGUCAUCAACCAUCAGUGAACUCCAGUCCAAAGUCAGCUCACUAGUGCUAGAACUCGAGAACGCAAAGAAGCGGGUGGAAGAAGCCAAUGAGCAAUUAGCAGAAAAGAACAGCAUUUCUCUGUCAGAGGUAGGAAAGGUGAGAAUAGAACUGAACCAGACUGUCAACAAACUGGAGGCCGAGAGGAAACUCCAGACAGAGCUACGGGAAAAACUGGGGGACUCUGACAGAAAAAUGUCAGAACAACUUUUGAGACACAGAGAAAUUCUAGAAGAGAAAGAGACUGAGAUCGAGAGUCUUAAGAGAAGACUGAAGGCCCGGGAGGCAGAGGUCAACAACAUCAGGGAGGAGGAAAUGCAGAGGGCCCAGGUCCUACAGAUGGCUGUGAUGAACUAUGUGGGCAAAGUCCCUCAGUCAGUGGACAAAUAGCCCCCCCCCCCCCCCAAAAAAAAAUUGUCACAUUCUUACCUUUCAAUUAAUGCAGCAUAAACUUUCAUUCUGUUCAAGGAUACAGCAGAUUUUGCACUGCUUGCAGUCUUCUUGUACUGCUUAAAACAGAAUUUAAUUAAAGACUUGAAGAUGUGAAACUUGCAGAGGGAUUUUAUGAUGAUGAAAAUAACUGAAAAUUUUCAACUUUUACUUUCAAAUCUUGUUGUUGUAUCAAGUUAAAUACUGUCAUUAUUUGAUUGCCAGUAAAGGAAGUAUAAAGAUGGAAUCCAUUGUAAAAGAAAAUUUUUGAGUUGCGAUAUACAAUAUACGUCCAUACUUUUCCUGUGACAUUGACAGCAAUAAUGAGCCACAGAGCCAAUUGUAAGGUUGUGAUCAAAGUAGGAAUGGUUGAUUUAUUUCAUUUAUGAGAGAAUACUAGAAACUACAUAUAUAUUUUGAUAUUUUUUAUAUAUUUAUAAAUAUGUGGAAUAUGCAAGGUGAAUGAAUCAAUGUAUCAAAUUAAACUUA
This is a messenger RNA of Magallana angulata, 2695 nucleotides long. Its product is annotated as leucine-rich repeat-containing protein 45-like. Gene Ontology annotation, cellular component: centrosome. Gene Ontology annotation, molecular function: protein binding. The transcript has 17 exons. The coding region runs from base 146 to 2167 and encodes 673 amino acids. The record is from RefSeq and is a predicted model, not a curated record. NCBI's taxonomy places the organism in Eukaryota, Metazoa, Mollusca, Bivalvia, Ostreida, Ostreidae.